CAACAUUAGUAAACGUCAACAUUAUUUAGAUAUGUACUCUGAAAAUGAAUCGUAGUGAGGGAUUUGUUAAAAGAAGGAAUGUAACAAGGGAAAAUAGUGAGGGUUUAAACAAAGAAGAACAAAAUAAUGAUAAGAAAUCGAGCCGCGAUGAAGAUGUCGACGAUGGUGAUUCUAAAGAAACAAGGUUGACGUUAAUGGAAGAGGUCCUGCUCCUUGGUCUCAAAGAUAAAGAGGGUUACACGUCUUUUUGGAAUGACUGCAUUUCCAGUGGUUUAAGAGGAUGUAUUCUAAUCGAAUUGGGGCUCCGGGGACGGGUGGAACUGGAGAAAACUGGUAUGAGAAGAAGAGGCCUUCUUGCAAGGAAACUAAUUAUUAAGAGUGACACCCCCAUCGGAGACGUACUUCUGGACGAGGCUUUAAAACAUCUUAAGGAAACGGAACCACCAGAAACAGUUCAAAGUUGGAUUGAAUACUUAAGUGGAGAAACCUGGAACCCAUUAAAAUUGCGAUAUCAGUUAAAGAAUGUUAGGGAACGUUUGGCAAAAAAUUUAGUUGAAAAAGGUGUGCUUACCACUGAAAAACAAAAUUUUUUAUUUUUUGAUAUGACCACACAUCCCCUAACAGACAAUGUCACAAAGAGUCGAUUAAUCAAGAAAAUUCAAGAUGCUGUUCUCUCCAAAUGGGUAAAUAAUCCUCAACAGAUGGAUAAAAGGAUGUUAGCUCUGAUAUUCCUAGCACAUGCAAGUGAUGUACUCGAGAAUGCUUUUGCACCUCUCAACGAUGAUGAUUAUGAAUUAGCAACUAAAAGAGUAAGAAAACUCCUAGAUUUGAAUUUUGAAGAAGAAGCCAACAAACCAAACACGUCUGAUGUGUUGUGGGCUGUUUUUGCUGCUUUUACUAAAUAAAAAGUGUAACAAGUAUGGUUAUUUUUUGCCAAAUGACCAAUACCUCAAAAUUGAAACUAAUUUUAGAUCUUUUGAGGUAUAGAAUUAAAACCUUUAAGUUUAUUUGAUGGUUUACAGGUAACUUUUAUAGUAUUCAUAAUUGUUCACAUUUUAACUAUACUAUUAGAAAUAACAUUAGGACGCUGAAGUACUUAUACAACUACAUAUUGUUCUCAUGAAUUUUCUGGUUGUAUAGUUCUAAUAUACUCUGCUUUGGUAAAACUCUUUGUUCUCGGGUUAAUAAAGUAUUAUUUCCCUAAUCUAUAUUUCAGAGUUGGAACAUUACUGUAACUUCUCGUUUGACUUGGAGGAAGUUGAAACUGAUAUAAAAAUUUCAUCCCAUUUGCAAAAUCCCCUUUUCAUAUUUUUUACCAAGGAUCACAUCUGUUAGGACCUUUACAUAUUUAUUUUCAUAUUUAACAUUGUAUAUUCGGUAUCGUUUUUGCGUUUCCUUCAAAAACGUUUGACAUCUAUAAAGUAUCACUACUACAUACAAUUUUAAACUUGUAACAUCAAAAAAUUGAUCUGGGAACGAAGAGUGCUAGUUUUUUCUAAAUUUCGUAAUAUCAGUUAAUAGUGUUGUUUUAUGACCUUGUUGACUGAGUAGGAGCAUUUUUCAAUUCCAAAGCCAUGGAUAUCAAUUUCUUUAUGGGGAGUUUUUUUAUACUAGGUGAUAUUUCUUUGUAUAGAAGUAAAUUUUCAAGUCGUAAGUCAUUUCAUUUCUUAAAAUAACUUUAUUCCUUCAAAAAUACCAUUUUUUCUUGUAUUUUCUUUACAUUUUUGUUAAACAUGUAUACUUAUAUACAUUUAUGUCAGUUAUUUCUCUUUUUUCUUGUAUCAACAUUUAUUAAACAGUAUUCCUGGUUCUAUUUGGAACAUUUUGGAAUAUAACUUUGGUCCAGAAUUAUUCCAGUCUCUAUUCAAUCUUGUACAGAUUACAGAUAUGCUCUAGUAAUCUUAGCAGGCUUAACAGUACUGAAUGACUAGGAUUUUAACUGUGAGAUGUGAUAAUUUCGAUUCUUUGAAGUUAAGUAAAUAUUGGAUUAUAUAUUUUUUUAAUAAUCAUAUAGAAAAAACAACAUUUUAGUAUUGAUCCUCUCUUGUUAUUUGCUCUUACUGAAAAGUAUUGAUCAUUUUUUAAAUAAAGAAAAUACUGUACCUCAAAAAUUAUGUAUUUAAAAAUUUGGUGGAUGUUAUUUGGUAAAGGAUUACCAAAUAACACUUUUCCUUAGAAUAUUAUAUAUUGAAAUUUUUAUUUUGUAAAUUUUUGUUAGGUUUAGCAUCUUAUUGAUUAAUUUUACAACAUAAUUAUCUAAUUUAGAAUUUUAGAUUUGUAGAUAACCUUGAAAAUAGGGUUAGAUUUUAGUUUCACUAAUUGUAAACACCUUAUUUGAUUUUACUUCAAACUCUAAAACUGUAAAAUACAUUUUAUAAAGUUGUCUUCUAUUAUUUAGUAGUAACUAUUAAGUGCUCAGCUGAGAGGUGACUCCCCUGUUGCCUUCAAUUGAUCCUUCUUUUAUAUUAAUAAGUAUUUGUCCUUUUGCAAUUUUAUACUCCUGAAGAGCCCCAGCAUUGUUAUUAUUAUUAGAGUCAUGUUUUGUUUAAUUAUUUUCAAUAGAAUAGACAAAUAGACCUUCUUUUUUUAUGCUGCUGACAAUUUUCGGCCAUAUUUUAACUCUUUAUACAGUAAUAUAGUAAACAAAUUUUACAUAAUCAUACCAGCUAUUAUUUUUUUUUGGAAAAAUAAUGUACUGUUUAUAUUGCAAUUUUUCCAAAUAUAUAAAAGAUGUGGUAAAGUACUUUAGUAUAUUACCAAAUAAACCAACAUUAGUGUUAUUUAACAAGUCAGUCUUUAUCUCUUUAGAAGAUAUUUUGAAAACCUAUACUAGCAAUAGUAUUUUACUCAAAGAAAAACUGAGGCUUAAAGCUGCUACCUUAAACUAUAAAUCAAAUUAUCAGUUUUGUGAUAAAAGCCGAUGGAAUCUCUUAACGUUUUUAUGUUGAGUCUAUUAGAUACUGCAUGGUCUGAAUAAUUGAUUUAUAAAUACUGUAGUGCUGUAUCGAGUGUGUAAUUAAAUUUUUUAUAUGUUUUCUUUCUAUAUUAACUUUCAAAAACAAUCAAUCAUAAAAUAAAAAUAAUUCCCAUACAUAUUUAUUUGUGUUGCUUAUCUGUAUUUUUGCUAGAUUCUAGUAGACUACAUAUCUAAAUUUAUUGCAUUAAACAAAAGUUUUGUUGAAUACAAUAGUAUUUUCAGUAUUCCAAAAAAAUAUUUUUUGAUAAAAUAUUCGUAAAACAUAGAUACAUUUUUAAACUGCUGUAAUUUUCAAGGUUGUCCACAAACUUAACAAUAUUUAUUAGCAUAUACCAUAAUGUUAAGUGGCCCUUUAAAUUUUUUGUAUAAACUGUGAUAGUCCAUCACUCUGAUUCUCUAACGAAAUAUGUCAUUAGAUUGUCUACUAAAAAACUAAUAAUUUAUUUAAAAGCGGUCUACAAACAUCAUGUAGCUGCUGAUAAUAUUGUAUAUAUAAAAUUUAUAUUACAUUAGGUACUUCAUUGAUAUGUUGAAGAAAUGGUUUUAUGAAACAAUCGUUGAGCAGUUUCUUUGCAUUAUGGUUAUUGCUUUAUUACGAAUUAUGUAUAAUUUUAUUCUGUCUUUGCUGUAAAUUAUUUUUACAUUGCAAAAAUAUCGAUAUUUUAACUUGAGCACCAUUCUUUUUUACGUUAACAGUGGAAUGGCAUGUGGCAAGGUGGAAUAAUUAUUAUCAAUAAAUAAUUAAUUUGUUACAAUACACUCAAAAUUUAUAGUACACUGAAAAUAUGUUCCCAACUUCACAUUUUUAAGUAUUUGUAUUAGUGUUAAUUUAACUUUCUAUGUUUAGAUAAAUGUCAUACAUAUAAUAAACCUAAAUGUCU
Molecule: messenger RNA, 3858 nt
Organism: Diabrotica balteata
Lineage: Eukaryota; Metazoa; Arthropoda; Insecta; Coleoptera; Chrysomelidae
Source: the annotation of a GenBank genome assembly